UAGCACAUCCAAAAACAGAAUAGUAUCUUCAGCAGCACCAGUACCCAUUCCCAUAAACGAAAAUAAAGCAUUUUUAAAUUUGGAGUUUAAUUACACGGGUGUUGUAUUGCCCCUUACGGUGAAAUCAACUCGCUUCACACGCAUCAAAAAUAAACGAAACCGAAAGCAUCUUCUCCCAUUGACCACGCUCAACGUUGAUUGAUUUCUUUUCCUCGCGUGAAUCGUACUCUUUCAACAACAAACAAGGCAUUAGUAUGUACAUGCCCAAAUUCACGCUUAAUGUCACGACUCCGCUUCAAAAGGGUGAUUCACUGUAUCCCACCAACUUUACGGAAGGUGUCUGCUGGCUGGAGAAUCUUCCGAAACGACACGCAGCCAGGUUUCACCGCAAAACUUUAUUCAACGGGUCGAUUGCUUUCGUCAUUUCACUCCCGGUACGCUGCGGAAAUAUGAAGACCGACAACUAGUAGUUGGGACUGAAUCGUGCACUUUGGCGCCACACGUUGAUCCAAAGAAAGCAAAAAUUGAUUUAGUUAUGGCAUGGCACGGCGGAAGGAGUAAGUAGCAAGGGAUAUCUGGAACAAGCUGCCAAUCACGAUUGGCAUUGCUACAGAAAGUGAGUAAUGUGACUUAAUUUAUCCACCAGCAGAGUUGUUGAGUGUCGGUCGGGGUUCUACCUUGCAUGCCAUCAGAGGGAAGCUCUCCGCACUACUGGACGAGCGUGCAUGAGGUCUUUCCAAAAUUUAAAUGCGUUUUCGCGUACUCUCGCUUCUGGGUGCUGCAAUAGUAUUAAUAUGUUUCGAAAUAACUUUAGGAAAUUGUCACUGCGUGAUCACUGCCGUUGAUUAUAUGCAGAUUUUCGAUACGCCAAGCAUUGGAAUACUCACUGAGCGGUGGUUAUAAAAGUGGGACCAUUUGAAAUUGUAGUUUUAGUUUCGAGAAGGAUUCGGGUCGGAAAUGAGCUACUAAGCGUUAUUGUCGCAAAAUGAUUGAGAAGGUUUUGUUCAUCGUUUUGUUUUCGAUACAAUCGGCGCGUAGUGACGUUUUUGCAAGCAAAAGUAUUACUCGGGCGUUGGUUCCUCCUCGAAGGGAUUCCGAAUACAAAAGCGGGUAUUCUACUACGACACCCCUGCCAGAAGUUAUUAUCAAUCGUCAACCUUCACGGACAACAACAGCUCCUCAACGAGACUUUCAAGGAUACUUCUACAAUCCACCGAGUAAUGAGUACAUACCUCCGGAGCAGCCCUUUGCAGAUGAACCGCAGCCACCGGCGCAAAGACCUCCUCUCUCGGAUGAAUACCCAUCGGUGGACAACCAAUACAUUCCUCCCGAUGAAGAUUCUGGAACUCCGGAUGAUACUCAAUUUGCGGAUCCGCCAGUUAACGACUAUCUUCCGCCACCGCAACAACCACCACAACGAGAUGAAAUUAUUAUUGUUACGACCGAACCAGGAUACCACUACAAUCCUCCGAGUUCACCGAUACCUCCAUUUGCGGAUGAAGGUUUCUCUAACCCAUCAACGGAUACCGGCUACAACUACGAUCGUCCUUCCAAUGCCUACAUCCCACCACUUGGAAGGGCAUUGCGUGAUGAAGUUCCCGGAAGUUCUCGUCCCAUAAGACUACAGCUGAACGACCUUACGUGCCUGGAUAACAAUGGAGGAUUUUUCCGAUCCUCGCUUACCAUACAAAGUGCUAUUGAUAGUGUUCCUCUGGUAGAUGUGACUAGUGACGGGGACCUAAGUGGUUGUGAUAUUCGGGUAGCCCAAAACAGACUGCUAGUGGACAUUGAAUCGAACUACUUCGCCAGAUGUGGUGUCCAACCGUGUGGUGUCAAUUCUCGCGAAUUGUGUCUCCGGUUAAGAUUUCCUCAAAUAGCGGGCAUGCGAACGGCUGCGGACUCAAUUCUCACCCUACAAUGCAAAAUACAACAACGUGUCGUGGCAAAAACUCAUUCCGUUCGACUAGGUGUGAACAAUGAUGUACAAGAAAGAAGUGCGCCCGGUACGUUUGCCUUCGGAGGAUCCCAACGGCCCUUUCGAACGCAGCUGGGGCUUUUUCGGAGGUCCGAAAACGGAAACGGGUUCACCCGGGCACUCGAUCCAGGUGGUUCGGUAGUUCUGGGAGAAGAGUUGAUGCUGCGCACCCAAGUUCGUAGCGGAGAUGGUUGGAACUUUACGCGGCUAUCCGAUGUCGUUAUGCAACGACAGACUUCGGCGGGUAGCGUGCUUAACUCGGUGGCCAUCCUGACGACGAACGGUUGUCUGAAUCCAACAAUGAGAGCCAUCAGCUCGGUGGCUCCCGUAGCGGAAUCACCGCUCAGCUAUAGGUUGGCCUUCCGGGCCGCGAUGUUCCAAGGGAUGCGAAGCGGAGACGAAAUGGUUAUGCGGGUGCGAAUAGUUGGCUGUGUGGAUCGACGGGAGUGCGCUGUGGAGAACUGCUCGACCGUCCGUUCCAAAAGAGAUACCGCAGACAACUCCACAGAAGACAUCUCCGAAGAAGACGAACUCCCCUCCGAGGUGGCAUCGAUUUCGUUCCGAAUCAUGCUGCCAUCCAAUUCCACCUUCGACCUUCGCUCUGGCGCCCAAACGACUUCAUCGUUUCUCACGCUCUCGGUGGCAGUGAUCAUUUCGGUCGUAAUGCUAGUAGCGCUAAUCGUACUGAUUACCGUCAUAAAGCUGUACCGAACCAAACGGCUGCCCUACGAUGAGUACCGAUCGGAUUAAGUGCAAUGAAAGACAUCAACACGAUCAACCUCAUAUCCAGUUGGUUCCGAACGAAAGCGAACGUGAAUAACUACCCGAGCAAAGUCUAACAACAAAAUGAUAGCCAAUCGAAAACACGAUUUGUAAUCAGCAGCAAAUUGAUAUCAUAUAUUGAUAUCAGAUUGUCUUGAUUAAUUUCGAUUUCAAAUUUUGAUAUCGUUUUGUUGUCAUUUAAAAUAAUUACAAAUGUUUAAGUUUUUAAGUCAUUUCAAAACUUCUAGGCGACCUUGUAUGAUGCAUCUAAUGAUAUACCAUCAGUGCAAUUAACGUAUUGCAUUUAGGUUUCCAUAUUAUUCGAAAAAACUCUAAAUUUAACGAUUUUUCCAUUUUUUCGCACUGAUAGCAAAAACAGUUAAAACGACCAAAACGACAUCAACCUGAGUAAUCAUAAUUUGCAAUAUCACAACAUCAAAAUUAGUUUUCGAUUUGCUGUCAGACUUUGCUCGGGUAGCCGGCCGUGUUGUCGCCGGCGCACGUUGCAGUAGCUGUUAGCACAUGCCACUGCUUAAGUGAGGGAGAUACCUUCAUCCGAUCUCUAAGGGGUAUCGAACGUGUGUAUACUCUAUUCUCCAGACCAGUCAUAAUGGAUGUAAUAAAAUACAAAAAAGAGUCAACCCAAUCACUAAACAGUGUUGCUGUAAAAUAGAAAAAAUAAACACAUUUAUUCAUGAGCUGUGCGGUUGGUGCAGUUCGUGAUGGAUAAAUAAGUUAUUAUAUUUAUUAUGUGGUGCUAAGGAAAAUGCAAGCAAGCAUGGAAGCAAUAAAAAACUGGUAGCCUAAUGAAAUCUCCUGGGAAUUCUAUUACCUCAUCAACCAACAACGAACGUACUGUCUAGUUAGUAAUGUCGUCGUCAGCGUCUCUGCUCUACGGUGCCGGUUUGUGCUCAUUGAAAUGAUGAAGGAAUCGAACAGUAAUGGGAAAUGAGACCACAAGCUGAUCCACUUUUUGUUAGCGGUGUAAUUAUAGUUUAAUUAAUUGUAUAUUGAUUUUCAAAAUGGAAAUAAAUCGAAUGAAGUUAUACCGAAAUAAAUGUUGUUUCAUUGUCGAA
Molecule: messenger RNA, 3813 nt
Organism: Aedes albopictus (Asian tiger mosquito)
Lineage: Eukaryota; Metazoa; Arthropoda; Insecta; Diptera; Culicidae
Exons: 3
Coding region: 986-2725 (579 amino acids)
Source: RefSeq, a predicted model, not a curated record